GGUAAAAUAUUUAGGCUAAAGCGCCAACUGCAAAAACAUAGGACAAUUCAUACAGGUGAGAAACCAUUUAGUUGCUCUGAGUGUGGUAAAAGAUUUGGUCAAAAGGAAUAUCUAAGGUCCCACAUGAGGAUUCAUACAGGAGAGAAACCUUUCACCUGCUCUGAGUGUGGGAAAAGAUAUCAUCAUCAGGCUGGAUUGCAGGCACAUAUGAGGAAUCACACGGGAGAGAAACCAUUCAUUUGCUCUGACUGUGGUAAAAGAUUUAAUCAUAAGAGCCGUCUGCAGAUACACGAAAGGAUUCACACACGAGAUCAACCAUUUACUUGCUCUGAGUGUGGUCAGAGAUUUAGUUACCAGGCCAAUCUGGUGGCACAUCUGAGAAGUCAUACAGGAGAGAAACCAUUUAGUUGCUCUGAGUGUGGUCAAAGUUUUAGCCGAAAGGAUAGUCUGCAGAUACACGUAAGACUUCAUACAGGAGAGAAACCGUUCAGUUGCAACAUAUGCAACAAAAGAUUUAGUUGGAUUUAUCAGCAAAAGAAUCAUCAUUGUGUUGGUGAGACUUCACAGCUUCCUCCGAGUCAGACUGAGGAGAACAGAGAGGACUGUGGAGGACCAGAACCAGCCAGGAACUCAGGUCCAGAUUGGCUUUACUGUGUACAAGACUGAUGACUCUUCUGUAGCUGAGACUAAAGCCUAGUUUAUGCUUCUGCGUCGCGUCGACGCCGUAGCUACGGCAAAAAAUCCUAACUAUGCGUCGCGUUGACGCGGACCGCAAGCGCUGUGAUUGGUCCGCUCAGAACGUAAGUUCCCGCAGUGUCUUUUUCCGGUCUUUCUUCCUCGUCGUAAAAACUACCUCUGCAAACUUCUUCUCUGUCGCCCGCGCUUCAACAUUUGCAAUAUAAGCAUUUGUUCUUCAAUAUUAAUGAGCUCAAACAACAAAAACAGCUGCUCCACCUCGGUCGCCAUUGUUUACUGUUGUUUACUUUACRGAAGAAAAAGCGAGGAUUCGGCUAUAACCACACAAACACACAGCCACACCCCCCUAGCGGCAUGGCGGUGAAUUGCAGAGCAACGCGUUCCUUCGACGCAGAACUUCGAAUGCUCAACGACUGCAUAAACGAAGCAUAAACUAGGCUUAAGAAAGUGAAGUUGGUUAGAAGUAGACAAUGGAACCACAGUCUGGUUUAAACACAGACACUUACAAACUUCCUGAAAGUGUUAAGAGAUUCUUCGUCCUACAAAAUGUAUCAACACAACAAAGUGGUGCCCUGUGUGAGGCUGGAUACGGUUGAUACCUGUUUGCGGUUGUGCAAUAUUCACCUUCUGGGUCAUUGUCUCGAAUUUUCCAUGUCUUCUUAAAUUAGCCUCUUACAGACAUUUACUAGCAUGAUAGCUUUGUGUUUUGGUUUUCACAACAAUCUUAGCUUUGUCUACACUGAGGUUUAAAUCUGACCCAGAGCAUCGUGUACAGAGAGAAAUAUUGCACUGUGGUUUUUGAAUUUCUUUAUAUCUCUUGUGAAAAUACAUCUCAACUUGUGUUGAUGAAUUGUUUUGAUGCUUGAAGUCU
Molecule: messenger RNA, 1567 nt
Organism: Paralichthys olivaceus (Japanese flounder)
Lineage: Eukaryota; Metazoa; Chordata; Actinopteri; Pleuronectiformes; Paralichthyidae
Source: RefSeq, a predicted model, not a curated record